This is a messenger RNA of Prunus armeniaca (apricot), 777 nucleotides long. Lineage: Eukaryota; Viridiplantae; Streptophyta; Magnoliopsida; Rosales; Rosaceae. The record is from the annotation of a GenBank genome assembly.
AUGGAGGGCUCCAGGACGGCGAGCUUGAAUGGGCACGCUGGGAAUGCAGAUAAAAAUGCGAGCUUGCUGUCUUCGGUUGGAAAUUCAACCAACAUUCAGUGGCAUGAGUGUUCAUUGAACAAAAAUGACAGGCAAAAGUUACUUAAACAAAAAGGGUGCGUGAUAUGGAUCACUGGUCUCAGCGGCUCAGGGAAGAGCACUGUGGCUUGUGCUUUGGGUGGGGGUUUGUACCGCAGGGGAAAGCUGUCAUACGUUCUUGAUGGAGACAAUGUCAGGCAUGGCUUGAACCGUGACCUUAGUUUUAAAGCAGAAGAUCGUGCAGAGAACAUUCGGAGAAUUGGGGAGGUGGCGAAAUUGUUUGCAGAUGCUGGAGUUAUCUGUAUUGCUAGCCUGAUUUCUCCUUACAGAAGAGAUCGCGAUGCCUGUCGUGCAAUGCUACCUGCUGGAGAUUUUAUUGAGGUGUUCAUGGACGUUCCACUCCAAGUUUGUGAGGCUAGAGACUCGAAGGGCCUAUAUAAGCUUGCACGUGCAGGCAAGAUCAAAGGUUUUACUGGGAUUGAUGAUCCAUAUGAGCCACCAUUAAAUUGUGAGAAUGGAAUGAAAGAUGAUCUGAUGUAUACCGGGGUCACAUUGAAAAGUAAAGGUCUCAUUGUUUCGUCAUCCUCUAUCCGCCUUCAGAUAGUAUUAACACAUGAAGAAGGAGUGUGUGCUUCCCCAUGUGAGAUGGCCGAAGAAGUGAUUUCUUACUUGGAAGAUAAGGGGUUCCUCGAGGCAUAG